This is a messenger RNA of Morone saxatilis (striped sea-bass), 1185 nucleotides long. It is a transcript of the gene stambpl1, whose product is annotated as STAM binding protein-like 1. Lineage: Eukaryota; Metazoa; Chordata; Actinopteri; Moronidae. Gene Ontology annotation, molecular function: metal-dependent deubiquitinase activity; K63-linked deubiquitinase activity; protein binding. Gene Ontology annotation, cellular component: endosome; membrane. The transcript has 9 exons. Gene Ontology annotation, biological process: protein K63-linked deubiquitination. The coding region runs from base 1 to 1185 and encodes 394 amino acids. The record is from RefSeq and is a predicted model, not a curated record.
AUGCCUCAGUCUCUGUUUUUCCAGUGUGGAUCAGUGGCAGCAGGUUCCUACAGGUCCAGGAUCUGGGCCAACAGGGGGAAGGUUCCUACAAGUCCAGAAUCUGGGCCAACAGGGGGCAGGUUCCUACAGGUCCAGGAUCAGGUUUUAGUGUUUGAGAUUGUGAUCAUUAAACUUCAGGAAGUGGCGUUUCCUCGUAAAGACGAGCUGAAGAAACGUCUUCAGGAGAAAUACAGCAGGGAACACAGCGAGUACCUCAGAGCUCAGAGUCAGGCGGUGGUUGCGGAUGGGUGUGGCCAGCAGCUGCAGCGGCUCUCCCUAUUGGACGAGGACAGGAGGCGCUUCCUGCUGCUGGAGGAGGAGCGGCAGCGAGUUGCCGCCCUGCGACGGAUGCAGAUCGAAUCUGAACAGUUCCGCUACUUCGAGGACCAGCUGAGGCGCCAGGAACUGGCCAAUAGGAGAGUAGAGGAGGCGGAGCCAAAGGGGACCAAAGUGCCUGAGGUGACGGACGGCUCCUGUCUGUCUCAGCAGCCAAUCAGAGACAGCCUACGCUCCCAGGGGGCGGAUCCUAACAGGAACAGACCACCAGCUCCCGUCAGCCAACCAGCUGCCACGCUGGCAGGAGUACACACUCAGAGGGUGGAGGGUCUGAGGCGGGUGGUGAUUCCCAGAGAUCUGACAUAUCGGUUCCUCCUGCUGGCCGACUCCAACACGGCGAGAGGGAUCGAGACCUGCGGAGUCCUCUGUGGACGCCUGACGCACAACGAGUUCGUGCUGACUCACGUCGUGAUCCCCAAACAGUCGGCCGGUCCAGAUUUCUGCGACAUGGAGAACGUGGAGGAACUGUUCAGUUUCCAGGACCAACAGAACCUGCUGACGUUGGGCUGGAUCCAUACUCACCCCACUCAGACGGCCUUCCUCUCCAGUGUCGACCUCCACACUCACUGCUCCUAUCAGCUGAUGCUGCCGGAGGCCAUCGCCAUCGUCUGCGCUCCCAAACACAACGACACUGGUGUGUUCAGGUUGACCGGUCCGGGGAUGUCGGAGGUUUCUGGCUGCAGACUGAAAGGUUUCCAUCCUCACUCCAAAGAGCCUCCUCUCUUCAGCGUGAGAAACUCUCUGUUAACCUCUCUGACAUCACAAACUACCCUGACCAAUCAGAGCUUUCCGUCCAUCACAUACACAUAA